CAUUUUCAGCCGUGUCUUGUUUCGUCCUUCAACGUCACCUAUUGAGAUGCCUCACUUGGAUCCGCUCAGUCCAACACCCUCUUCCCUCUCUUUCGAAGAGACACCAAAACAAUGCUCAGCCGUCGGCUCGUACAAACUACACUACCAACCUCACAGGCAAUGGGACUUUUGCCUUAUUAACGAGGCUCUUCCUGUCGACCUCAUGCUCAUACUCCCGCAUUAUCGUGCACACAAUCAGCCAGCAGAGCAUCGCAUGAGCAUGUACAUCAGCAGCGAGCAUGGGGAAAUCAAGACUAAACUUUGCCGCAAAUAUCCCCGUUCACCAUUCUUCCUGUCCGUACACUCUUCGAGCGACGCCCCAAUAACACUCUACCUCCCUUCCGACUUUGCUGGCUGUAUACACCUUCCUACCUGUUCGAGCCUGACCGCACAUAAGCCCAAGGUAUCUUUUUCCGAUGGAUUUACAAAUCGCAUCCUCCCACGUGUCGUGUUUGGCUCUUCCGACCGUCUGCCUCAGCUGUACUCACGCGAGGCUGAGGAUGAGGAUGACGACUGUGUGCCUGGUAUGGACGAAGUCGAGAUUUGCGGCGGGGGCCAUGUGACUUUGAGGAUGUGGGAUGUCUUAGAGGGAGCCCCCGAGAGCAUUGCAAAGGAGGCUUGGAGGAAGAUUGUGAGGAAAGCGAGCUCAAAGAACUUAAAAGGUGAAGUCAAGUAUCGCGAACGUAAUCGACAGCACCAGCAGCACCAGCAGCAGCGUGCUAUCGAUUGGGAUUUCCUCUUGGAAGAUUGAGCCUCCAUCCUCGCAGCUUUCUAGAUCUUCGUUGUUUUCCCCUCCAGCAGGCACGUUUUAUACACACGAACGAAUUAGCAUAUCUUCGACACGCAUCCCAUAAUGCUUAGUUUCUCUUCGCCAUUGCAGGCUCUCCGCAUAUGUAGCCCCUAUACCAUACCUACGCAUGUACUAUAUUUUCACGUCUUAUAUCUACACCUGAUAUGUUCUCCAUGUAGCAGUUUAGCAUCUUCGUCAUUUCUCUUCAUACAUACCUACAUACCGGCGAUCUCAGGUUAGACACGUCGGAUUCUUUCCACCGUAUUGCGUAGUAGCGCAAACAGCGACCUUAUCUCAUCG
Messenger RNA from Heterobasidion irregulare TC 32-1, 1129 nucleotides. RefSeq lists its product as uncharacterized. The coding region runs from base 47 to 790 and encodes 247 amino acids. The record is from RefSeq and is a predicted model, not a curated record. The transcript is spliced from 4 exons. Lineage: Eukaryota; Fungi; Basidiomycota; Agaricomycetes; Russulales; Bondarzewiaceae.